Molecule: messenger RNA, 492 nt
Organism: Papaver somniferum (opium poppy)
Lineage: Eukaryota; Viridiplantae; Streptophyta; Magnoliopsida; Ranunculales; Papaveraceae
Exons: 1
Coding region: 1-492 (163 amino acids)
Molecular function (GO): nucleic acid binding; RNA-DNA hybrid ribonuclease activity
Source: RefSeq, a predicted model, not a curated record
AUGUUUUUUCUCUUUACCUUGGGGAACAAAAUCUUAUUAUGUUGUGAUGGUGCUGCAAGGAAGAACCCUGGAGAGGCAGGAUAUGGCUUUAUAGGGAGGGAGAGUGCAGGAGUAGUGUUAAUUGCUGAAGCAGGAGGAAUAUGGAUUGCACCAAACUACAUGGCAAAUUUUUUUGCAAUUAUAAAUGCUUGUGAAUGGGCCAUAAGUAAGGGACUACUUCAGGUAUGCAUUAUAACUGACUCACCAGCAGCUCUCAAUUCUCUGAUAAACAAGAGAGUGCCAUGGUAUGUUCAAACUAGAUGGAACAAAAUUAUCUCAACAUUAGUCAGUUAUGAAUUCAUUCACAGCUAUAGAGAAGUGAAUUUUUCAGCAGAUGAGCUUUCAAAAAUGGGAGCUACUCUAAUGAGAGGGGAAAAAAGAACUUUUUUGCGUAAGCCCUCCUUCCUGAUAAGCUUAGAACAACCAGAUAAGAUAUACUAUAGAUUUGUGUAA